CAAGGGUUCACCGGCCCGGCCGGGUUGUUUCGCCGGAGAACAUCUCAAUUGGCACAUGAGGGCGAGGGCGUGGAGUCCGUCGUCUUGGAUCCCUAGACUAUCCUCGUUACGCAUCUUUCUUGGCAUCUUUCAAGAGAGGCCGGGUAUAGGCCGGGCUAUGGUAUGCAACACUUGGCGGCACAACGCAGACCUGCGGCAGGGUUGCCUAUAAGCCAGGCGCCCGGCAACUAGUCAACGCCCAACAGUUUGGUGCAGGGAGAGCUGCAGACGGGUCGUCUUCUGGGGGAUUGUGGGGGUAGUGUGUAAUAUGACGGCACCCCGACCAGGAUCAGGGUGUAGGUUAUGUUGCCGUUUUACUCCCACUACGGGGGCAGGGGGUAGGAUGUUGAGCUAACCCCCCAUAGUGCUCUGCUAGCACCGUAGUUUCCCCCCUGCCUUUUAUAGUGACAGUUGCCUAUGCUUAUGCUGUGUUAUGAAUGUGCCCACUAGACCACUUGCCCUGGAAAGGGAUCGCCUAGAAAGUGCGGAAGCUUGGCGCCUGCGAUACUCAAGGUAGGCCACUCCGCACUACAGGCAUGCCCUGCAGGCAAGAAAUUGUCUACCUACCAGGCGUUUUGAGAGCUUGCAGGAACUGAACUUGGCAGGUUCGUAACGGCGAAUGACGGGCGUACUUUCUGAAUAUAGUAUUGUGAUGAUCCCUUAUACGGGUCUAUAAUUAUGGCAUACCUGCACCUCAAUGUGGAGGUGGGUAUAAUGAUAUGACCCUGCUUCAGCAGGGGUCGCAGUGAUCUCGAAAAUGUGUACCAUACUUCUCGUGUCAUAUGUCAAAGCUGUUCUCUAGUGCUCUUCGGAAUGUACGAGGUCUAACCGCCAGAAAACUAUUCAAUACAUUUUUGUAUUCUCUAUUUCCAUGUGUAUGUAUAUGUGUAGUUAUCUUUUGUUUGUAAAAAUAAAAGAAAGCAGACUUAUUUUUCUCAGGAAGGAGGAACACUACCGCCCGACGUUACAGUCUUUACUGAUGUUAUCUGGUUAAACUAAAAGUCUAUUCCUACAUUUGCCAAUUUUGGUAUAGAACUGGUGACUGUAAGCGAAGGCCCGUCCGUCGUCAACAAUCGCACCCUCGUCGCUCCCUAGCUGCCCAAGUCCAGCGCGUGACCGCGUGACGCUUAUCCACACAGAUCACAGAUGGCUGUCUCGGCGCCCCCCGUGAUGUUGAGCCUGAGCGUGUCCAAACCCUUGGUGAUCAUGGAGCCACAACGUCGCCGUUCGCCGGCUGCGCCGACCCUUCCUGCUUGCUGGGAUGUGGAGGCUCCCCGCUGCUCUGACGUUGCCCGAUGCUGGGCCCAGUUGGUGCAGCUGCCUGCCAUGCGAACCUCGGCCGUGCUCGACCGCUCAGACUCCCAGGAGGCCGCGACGUCGGGUCUGACCGCUCCCGGGUCGGCCGCGACCACCGCAGACAGCUCCCACACCGUGCACUGCGGGCCGUAUCGCGUGGAGCACGGGGUGAAGACAAACAGAAAGAAAUUGAUCUUCCUCGUUCAUCGUAAUGCAUAGCCCUUCUGUCUCUACCGCGGCUCCGGCGGGUGACGGUUACAGGGGAAGAGGCCAGGGCCAACAGGGGUCGUGCAGCCGGCCUCGGCCCAGCAGCGGCGCGCGCACUGGAAGCUGGCCGACCACUGCUCCACCCUGCUGCGCCCGGCCGCCCACACCGUGCCCAAGCUGCCCUCCUUCCUCGGCCGCUUCCUGUGGCUGCAGCGCCAGGCUGACCGCAGGCCCUCGGCGGAGGAGGUCAAGGAGGUGUCGCGAUGCUUCCAAGGUCGUGGACGCGACUAGGGCCGCGCUCGGUGGCGGCUGGCGGUGGCGGCGAUCUCGCUGGCCGUGUUUCUGGUGACGGAGGACCUCCCCCACGGCCUUGCAGGCAUGCUGAGCGGCCGCGCGAGGCGGAGCAGGAUGGAGGUGGUGCAGCUGCCGGAGGGGCUGCUCCAGCUGCGCUGGCUCGACUCCUGGACGCGGCGCCUGGUAGUCAGGAAGCUGGAGAACUUCAUGCGGUGAGGAACACGACACGCGCCAGUUCGACCCCCACUACGUCGACGGCACCCGCCUGGACGACGGACUCUGCUAGCCGCAGAUCGCGCCGGGUGAUGGCCGUGUCGCUGGAGAACGCCAUGAUGGAGAGGCGAGAGGGAGCGCGAGUGCUGCGAGCUCUGGUGGCGCACUCGACGGACUGCCUGGCCGAGCUAAACCUCUGGUGUGCCUUCCAGGUCGGACACAGCCCGAUGCUCGGGGGUGCCAAGGAGUCGGAGUUCGUACGCGUCCUGUCGCUGCUGCGCGCCCUCAAGGUGCUGGCCAUCAACUACGCCUACCUGGCCGACAACACGGGCACGGCGCUGUUGGGGCUGCUGGCCGUGACGAAUGGUACGUGAGACAUUCCAAACUAGAUUUAUUUAAAUAAAAGUGACCCCUCGGGAAAAAUUAUUUUUUUUCCCCUAAAAAUAGUCCAUAUCAAGAAACGUUCUCCUGAUUUUUUGGAGCGCUGUAGCUCAAACGGUUCAGAAGUUAUGGGCAUUUGAA
Molecule: messenger RNA, 2571 nt
Organism: Frankliniella occidentalis (western flower thrips)
Lineage: Eukaryota; Metazoa; Arthropoda; Insecta; Thysanoptera; Thripidae
Exons: 2
Coding region: 1806-2423 (205 amino acids)
Source: RefSeq, a predicted model, not a curated record